AUGGAUGGGCCAGAUGAUGUGAUGGAUCCGCAGGGUGGCGACAAAGUGCCUGAUGUGCCCAACAAUCCUUCGCUUGCCGCCAGGGUUCCGCCACAUGAUGAGAUUGAACGCAUCGAAGACCCGGUUCUCGAAUACGACAGUCCAGCAGAGCCAAGCGGCUCCCGUCAGAAGCCCGCUCCGGCCCAGAACUUUGACAAAUUCGUCCAGCGGGUCAACGCCCUCAUUCGCGAAACGCCUAGGUCGGCUGCUGCCAACCCUUUGGACUACAGCGAGUUGGCCGCUUUUCUGAAGAGCAACGAAGAUCUGCUGUUGAAGCGCGCUGGCGAUCUGGAGGCGUAUUUGACGGAAUGCGACUCCGCAACGCAUGGAGCUCCAAUUAUCUACGCUCUAUAUAUCAUGUACGAGUCCGGCGAAAAGAAAAACAGUUCGGCGGUCAAGGAAAGAUGUUUUGAGAUCCUGUUCAACUACUUGUCGAGGAACAGUCUGCAGCGCGGCCAAGUGAUGGUUGUUAUCGAUAUUUAUGUGCGUCUCUUCCGCAAGGCCCACGAUUUUGUGCUCAGCACCAUGCGCUUGGACGCCGGGCUUGAAUUGAUGGCGCUAGGCAUCGAUUUAAUUGUCGACCGGGAGACGAAUACGCUGACCACUCUCCAUGGCUAUCUCUUCUACCUUGCCCUACAGGCACACAAGCCCGAGCGAGCCCUGCCAUAUCUUUUCAAAGUGAAGAACAUUUUGAACGAGAAUCUUGUCCGCCAAACGACCACCUCCAACGUCACAUUCUCCACCUCCCAGUCCAUCAUCGAGCCGAAAUCCGUGCUGAUGUAUUUGCGCUACGGCGGAGAAGUGGCCUUCGCCCUUGGCGAUUACAAGACGUCGGCUGCUUUCUACUACAGCCUCAUCACCUUCCCAUCGAAUGACGUCUCGCCGUUGAUGAUUGCUGGCCAUAGGCAUUGGGUCAUUCUCGAAAUCCUGCUCGACGAGGACACGCCGCUCCAUGCUCGCUCGGCUUGCAUGAGCAGGGCUUGGCGUCAGGAGGGUGUCUUGUACAAUCGCCUUGCUAGCGCUUCGAGGAUUGAUGACGCUCGGAAGGAAUUGGCUCGUAUUCGAUGCGGCAUCCACUGUCACCCGACUUACCUCACCCGCGUCAUGCGUAUCGGUGCUGGCCACGGCAGCUAUUAUGAUGACGAAGGCUUGAGCAUGAUUCCGCCGAUGGCCAAGGACGCUUUA
Molecule: messenger RNA, 1224 nt
Organism: Mesorhabditis spiculigera
Lineage: Eukaryota; Metazoa; Nematoda; Chromadorea; Rhabditida; Rhabditidae
Source: the annotation of a GenBank genome assembly